AUGGCUUCCUCAAGGUCAGCAGCUCCAGCAGCUGCAGCGAUCGCAACUCCAUCGCAGACACCGCUUCCGCUCUCGUCACUGGAGCCUCAUUCCAAUGUGAACCAAGAACGACCGCGCAAGCUAUCGCAGAAGGACGAUGCUGUGCCGAUGCUGGAUACCAACGGCGACGUCUUCCAGGUCCCAGAUUACACGAUUGGAGACAUCCGCAAAGCCAUUCCACCAGAAUGCUUUGAACGAAGUGCACUGCGUGGACUGGGCUACAUCGCCAGGGACAUCACUCUUCUUUCGACCACAUUCUGGCUCUUCCACCGUUUCAACACACCGGAGAAUGUGCCGUCAGUAAUUGCUCGUGGGCUUCUUUGGUCAGUAUACGGCUUUUUGAAUGGCUUGUUUGGCACCGGUCUAUGGGUCAUGGGUCAUGAAUGUGGUCAUCAAUCACUGUCUUCUUCGAAAGUUCUCAAUGAUACCAUCGGUUUCGUCGUGCAUUCGUUAUUGUUGGUGCCCUACUUCUCUUGGAAGAUCUCCCACGGGAAACACCACAAAGCAACCGGGCAUAUGGAACGAGACAUGGUAUUUGUGCCACGCACCCGCCCAGAGUUCGCCAAACGUGUCGGCAUCGCGAUUGAGAAUUUGUCUGAGGUCGUGGAGGACGCUCCCUUGUACUCGUUCUUCAUGAUUUUCGCCAGGCAGCUCCUUGGAUGGCCCCUCUAUCUUCUGGCAAAUCGAACGGGUCAUAAUUACCACAAAAGACAACCAGAGGGACGUGGAAAGAAGAAAACGAAUGGGUUUGGCGGCGGGGUGAAUCAUUUCAGCCCUAGCAGUCCCAUCUACGAAGCCAAAGACGCCAAAUGGAUUGUUGUCAGCGACAUUGGUGUCCUCGCAACGCUCGCAGGCCUAUAUUCGAUUGGAAGCACGUUUGGCUGGUCCAAUCUUGCCGUUUGGUAUUUUCUGCCCUAUUUGUGGGUCAAUCACUGGCUAGUCGCGAUCACAUAUCUCCAGCAUACCGACGCCACCCUUCCACACUACGACUCCCAAGCAUGGACGUACGUUCGGGGAGCUGCAGCGACGAUCGACCGCGACCUAGGGUUUAUCGGUAGGCAUCUAUUCCACGGCAUUGCCGAGACUCAUGUGCUACACCACUAUGUCUCCGUCAUACCCUUCUACAAUGCCGACAAGGCGAGCGAAGCCAUCAUGCCUGUCAUGGGCCGUCACUACCGCUCGAACACGAAAGGUGGGCCUCUGGGGUUUGUGAAGGCACUUUACACAAACUUCAGAGAAUGUCAGUGGGUGGAGCCAAGUGAAGGUGUCGGAGGAGAUAUGCGUCACAUACUUUUCUAUCGGAACAAGAAUGGGAUCGGCAUCAGGCCUGCAGCACUACUUACUUAG
Messenger RNA from Recurvomyces mirabilis, 1386 nucleotides. RefSeq names its product Oleate hydroxylase fah12. The transcript has 2 exons. Gene Ontology annotation, biological process: unsaturated fatty acid biosynthetic process. Bases 1 to 1386 code for a protein of 461 amino acids. NCBI's taxonomy places the organism in Eukaryota, Fungi, Ascomycota, Dothideomycetes, Mycosphaerellales, Teratosphaeriaceae. Gene Ontology annotation, molecular function: oxidoreductase activity. The record is from RefSeq and is a predicted model, not a curated record.